AUGUGCACGACGGAGAUGACGGAAUCAUAUACGAUGUCACCGUCAACGACCGUGUCUUCCAGCGGGACGACGGCGGCCUGUUUGGUUGGCUCGCCCGGCCACCGACGGACACCUUGCAGAGGUUCACCGUGUCGAGGUAGUGAAGUUCAGGAUGAUGAGGACGUAAUUUCGGUUGGUUGUCCAAGUCCAUUACCGUUGGUAGUAGUUGCAUCUUCGACGGAAAGCGAGGAUAGAUUGAUAUCGUCAAGGGAGGAUUAUGUCGAACGAUUGAGUCCUAGGAGAGUAGGAUACAGUCGAACGGAUUCGACUAUGGACAGUGAAGACAAUUAUUCGUCAAGGAAUAGCGAUUAUAGAACGUCUAAUGGAAGGAGUUCGAUAAGGACUCACGAGAGUAGUGGUGGUGAUUCUGUAACGACAUUGAGAGAGGAUGAGGAUUUAGAAGAGGACGAAGAGGAAUUGGAGAGUAGAACUAGUAGCAACGGUACUUCGGCUACAGCCGGUGCUACGGACGAUUACUUUAAGCCACUAAAACGAUUGCAAAUGGUUCAAAUGCAACACUCAGACGAGGAAGAGGAUAGAGAUCGGGACAGCAAUGAACGUGGUGUUAAAUCUUUCAGUAUUCUCGAUAUUUUAUCUCACAGACCUAAAGCGAAAAUCGUUAGACCCUGGGACACGGUUGAUUCUACGAUUGGUCAUCGUCAACAUCUUCAUCAUCAUCAACAGCAACAGCAACAACAGCAACAACAACAACAGCAACAACAACAACAGCAUCUUCAACAUCAUCUCCAUCAUCAUCACUUACACCAUCACAAUCAUUCGACAAAUUCCAGUAGCAGAGAAUUGUCUCUGAUGGGCAUGUCAUUGGCGUCUAUGUCAAGUACAAUAAGCGAACCACCUCUCAGUAGUUCGUCCUCAUCCGGUAGAAGUUCUGUUUCCGAUUCAGGUAGUCCCGAUCCUCUCGCUCAUCAUCACCACCACCAUCACCACCACCAUCACCACGCGGCACGACACCAUGCCGUUCAUCCGGGACUGCAUGCUGCGGCUUUACAACAGCAGCAACAACAACAGCAACAGCAAUUCAAGAAAAAGAGUUCACAGCAACACGGGAACUCGCAAACUGGACAGAAUGGAAAGAGAAGUACUGGCCAGGGUAGUCCUUUGGACGCACUGUUCCAAAUGACGAGCAAAACUUUCGACGCUGGUGAACAUAGUCAAGAACAAGCGAAUCACUUAAACUUGUUCAACAAUCGUCAGCAACCGAAGAAAAAACGUAAAAGUCGGACAGCGUUUACGAAUCAACAAAUCUACGAGUUAGAAAAACGUUUUCUUUAUCAGAAAUAUUUGAGUCCAGCUGAUAGGGACGACAUAGCACUUAAAUUGGGUCUGAGUAAUGCCCAAGUGAUCACGUGGUUCCAAAACAGAAGGGCGAAGCUUAAAAGGGACAUGGAGGAAUUGAAAAAGGACGUGCAAACGGUGAAUCCACUUUUGGUUGCUCAACACCAUAAAACUUUUCUGGAGAACGUGCAAGAUCUUGGAAUCUUGAAGAAACGACCACUACCAAGUUCGAUGGAAGAAAAAUCGUAGAAGAAGAAAAAUAAAAAAAACAUUUUUCUCUAUACGUUAUUUUUCAUAGAAACCAUCGCGAAUAUAGGAAAAUGAAUUUUUUCAUUAAUUUCUUCGCUGAAGAAAAAUAGUAUGGGAAUAUAAACCAACGAGUGGGAUGAUCGUUCAUUUAACGAAAUUAUUUCGAGAACGUGAAAGAAACUAUAAUGAACUUCGAUAUAAUAUAACAGACAAUUUCUUCGAUAUUAUUACUAUAUUAUCGAUUUCCCGAGUAAUCUUUUUUAAUAUUUUCUUUUCCUUUUUUUUUUCUUUUUAUCAUGGUCAUUAUGUGUCGAAGUAGGAUUAUUUAAAAAAGGGCUUCUCAAACUUUUCCACUUGGUGAUCAUCAUAUCAUAAGUAUUUCUUAACCCUGAAUAUAAACUUAA
Polistes dominula (European paper wasp) is the source of this 1988-nucleotide messenger RNA. RefSeq lists its product as uncharacterized. Gene Ontology annotation, biological process: regulation of transcription by RNA polymerase II. Gene Ontology annotation, molecular function: sequence-specific double-stranded DNA binding; DNA-binding transcription factor activity, RNA polymerase II-specific. Lineage: Eukaryota; Metazoa; Arthropoda; Insecta; Hymenoptera; Vespidae. Gene Ontology annotation, cellular component: nucleus. The record is from RefSeq and is a predicted model, not a curated record.